Cylicocyclus nassatus is the source of this 785-nucleotide messenger RNA. The record is from the annotation of a GenBank genome assembly. Lineage: Eukaryota; Metazoa; Nematoda; Chromadorea; Rhabditida; Strongylidae.
UCCAGAAGGCCGCUGCGAUACUUCGCAGGCAAUUGUAUUCGAGGAGAGCAAAAGAAAACAGUGCAGAAUAGCAGGGAAUCCCAUCAAUCUUCAGUCCGAAGAGAAAAUCUUACGCUCUCUGAUUCCAGAAUCGGAUCAUGGCCUGUCUCGCUGAGUAUUUGAGAAAAAUGUGGAAAGGUAUGAAGCAGCACUAUAACCGCUUCAAAAUCAAGUACUCUGGCUCCACGGCACAAACUGCAGACCCACUUGUAAGGAAACUUUCGUUUUUGGAUAGCGCUGCAGCUCCCUCUGGAAGCACUCGUAUGUCGAAUUUGAAUAAUGAUGGCGAUCACGAAUUGGAAAGCAGCUCUGUAUUCAGCGAAAGUUUGUCUCAAUCUUCACAACCAUCGAGCGUGGCAAGAAAUUCAAGCGCUAGUUCGUCAAGGAAGAGAAGGAGGUUGCUCGCUGAAGAUGAAUUGAACGCAGUAAGAAGCGCAACCAGCGCUGUUUGGGAUCGGUUGAGCGAGGACGUUGGAUCUGUCGGCAACAAAUACUACACUUUCGGUGCUUUCAUUGGAGACGCUUUGAAUGAGCUUCCCAAAGCCGUAGCAGACCAGAAAAUGCAGAUCUUGUUCAAUGCACUUGUGACCGGAGCAGAUGCUUACGUUGUCUACGAACGUGGCGAGGAAGUUGGUCCUAGUAGAAGAUAUCGAUUUCCCGAAGACGUCGAAGUUGUCGAACAAUAUCCCGAAGACGUCGAAGUUGUCGAAGAAGUAGUCGGAAGCCAGGAGCGUAUCGAUGUGUAG